This is a messenger RNA of Aspergillus homomorphus CBS 101889, 1235 nucleotides long. Its product is annotated as NAD(P)-binding protein. The transcript is spliced from 2 exons. The record is from RefSeq and is a predicted model, not a curated record. NCBI's taxonomy places the organism in Eukaryota, Fungi, Ascomycota, Eurotiomycetes, Eurotiales, Aspergillaceae. The coding region runs from base 155 to 1120 and encodes 321 amino acids.
GAAACAUAUCACACCAUCCAGAUCACCCUACUCGGGUUGAACUUAUCACUCUACAAAAUCCAAUCCCCUCCAUUUCGUUUCCCGAGACGCGAAAGACAAACACACCCAUAUUACGUCAUUCCUCCCCCCCGAAAGAAAACCCAACCAACCAACAAUGCCAGGCAAAAUCGGCGUCUUCCCCGCGGCCGGCGCCCUAGGCACCAGCACGAUCAAUCACCUGGCGAAGCAGGUCCCGGCCUCGGAUCUAGUGCUGGUCGCGCGGAAGCCCGAGACGCUGGCGGAGCUCGCGCGUGCGGGGGCUACCGUGCGGCAGGCGGACUACGAGGAGCCGGGGACGCUGGACCGCGUGUUCGACGGGGUGGAGGUGCUGUUUUUGAUCUCGUAUGCGUCGAUUGAGAUCCAGUUUAGGUUCGAGGCACACAAGCAUGCGAUCGACGCGGCGCGGCGCAGCGGCGUCAAGCAUAUCUUUUACUCGUCGUUGGGGUUUGCGGGGGAUCUGGAGAAGUCUAGUGUUGCACACGUGAUGGGGGCGCAUCUUAAGACGGAACGGUAUUUGGCGGAGGGGCUACAGGGUGCCGAUAAUCAUAAUCGGAUCACCUACACCGCGGUCCGGGAGGGGAUCUACUCCGAGUCGUUCCCGAUCUAUACCAGCUGGUUCGAUCCCGGCAACCCGCCCGCCAACGGCGAGGUUACGAUCCCGCAUCCCGGCGAUGGGCCUGGAGUGACGUGGGUGAAGCGGGAUGAGCUAGGCGAGGCUACUGCGAAACUGAUUGCCGACUACGUGAGAGACCCGCGAGGGUUCCCGUAUCUGAACCGCGUGCUGUUGCUCUCGGGUCCGAGGGAGAUUACGCUGAAGGAAACGGUGGAGAUUCUGGGGCGAGCGAUCGGGAAACCCCUCAGGGUUCAGGAGACUCCGGUCGAUGAGUUCGUUAAGCUGCCGCAGCAUGGGCGGAAAUUCUUCUAUCAUGGGAUUGAUCUGACGAGGGAGUGGGCGACGGCUUGGGACGCGAUCCGGCGCGGCGAGACGGCGGUCGUGUCGCCGCUCUUAGGCCAGAUCCUGGGCCGGGAGCCGGAGAGCUUCGAAACCACGAUCACGGCGUUGUAUGGUAGUGGUAACUAGAUGAGUGGCUGGUCGCAAGUGUCAACAUUUCCCUUCUCAUGUACACAAUGAAUGAAAUCAUAUCUCAGAUGACGGCUAUGACGCAGGAAGAUCGCUCCGGUUCCCGUAGCGGGGU